This is a messenger RNA of Apodemus sylvaticus (European woodmouse), 6474 nucleotides long. RefSeq names its product DnaJ heat shock protein family (Hsp40) member B14 (gene Dnajb14). The transcript is spliced from 8 exons. Gene Ontology annotation, biological process: cellular response to misfolded protein. Gene Ontology annotation, molecular function: Hsp70 protein binding. Gene Ontology annotation, cellular component: endoplasmic reticulum membrane. The coding region runs from base 282 to 1421 and encodes 379 amino acids. The record is from RefSeq and is a predicted model, not a curated record. NCBI's taxonomy places the organism in Eukaryota, Metazoa, Chordata, Mammalia, Rodentia, Muridae.
CCGCGCUCCGCAAGCCCGGGGCCUCUCCGCCCGGGUUACCGCGUCGGCUGUACGGUCGCCCAGGCCCGGGAGGGACGCGGCUGGCGCCGCUGCGGCCGCGGGGGGCGGGGAGGCGGCCGUGAGGAGGCGGAGCUGCGAGGCCGCCCGUCGCCGGGCCGCCGCCGCGGUGCCCGCUCCUCCCCGCGCCGCGCCGCGCCGUGCCCCGCCCGGCCGCCUCGCCUCCUCCGCGGCGGGCCCCCCUCGCAGCUGCGCGGCCGCGGACACCGAGGCAGGCGCGAGCCAUGGAGGGCAACCGCGACGAGGCGGAGAAAUGCGUGCAGAUCGCUCGCGAGGCCCUGAGCGCCGGCAACCGCGACAAGGCCCAGCGCUUCCUGCAGAAGGCCGAGAAGCUGUACCCGCUGCCGGCCGCGCGCGCGUUAUUGGAAAUAAUUAUGAAAAACGGAAGCACCGCUGGAAAUAGCACGCAUUGCCGAAAACCUCCAGGGAGCAAUGACCAGAGCAAGCCCAGCUGCGGGAAGGAGGGCACUUCCGGUGCUGGUGAAGGCGGGAAAGUCUAUACCAAAGACCAAGUAGAGGGCGUGCUCAGCAUAAACAAAUGUAAAAAUUACUACGAAGUCCUCGGAGUUACAAAAGAUGCUGGUGAUGAAGAUUUGAAGAAAGCUUAUAGGAAACUUGCCUUGAAGUUUCAUCCAGACAAAAACCACGCCCCUGGAGCCACGGAUGCUUUCAAAAAGAUUGGAAAUGCUUAUGCCGUUUUAAGCAAUCCAGAAAAACGAAAACAGUACGACCUCACAGGCAGUGAAGAUCAAGCUUGUAAUCCCCAGAACAACGGCAGGUUCAAUUUCCACCGAGGCUGUGAAGCCGACAUAACUCCGGAAGACCUGUUCAAUAUCUUCUUUGGCGGUGGAUUUCCUUCAGGUAGCGUACAUUCGUUUUCAAAUGGCCGGGCUGCUUACAGCCACCAACAUCAGCACCGACACAGUGGGCAUGAAAGAGAAGAAGAAAGAGGAGAUGGAGGCUUUUCUGUGUUUAUCCAGCUCAUGCCCAUCAUUGUGCUGAUCCUCGUGUCCUUGUUAAGCCAGCUGAUGGUCUCGAACCCUCCGUAUUCCCUGUACCCCAGAUCUGGAUCAGGACAAACUAUUAAAAUGCAGACAGAAAACUUGGGUGUUGUUUAUUACGUCAGUAAGGACUUUAAAAGCGAAUAUAAAGGAGCACUAUUACAAAAAGUAGAAAAGAGCGUGGAAGAGGAUUAUGUGACUAAUAUUCGAAAUAACUGCUGGAAAGAAAGACAGCAGAAAACAGAUAUGCAGUAUGCAGCAAAAGUGUACCGUGACGAACGUCUGCGGCGGAAGGCGGAUGCCCUGAGCAUGGACAACUGCAAGGAGUUGGAGCGGCUGACCAGCCUCUACAAGGGGGGAUAAGUGGGCCUGCCGGCUCCUUUCGGCGUCCUCUGUCCUUUCUGUAAAUUUCAUGUCGCCAUGAAGCUGAAGAAGAUUUGAUUAAAGACUAAGCUGAGUAGUUGAUUCCUGAAAUCUUGGACUGUUAAUGAUCUACUGGCUCAUUCCAAUAGUAAGAACUGAAAACUAAGUAUUUUAGUAUGCUUCUGCAAUUACUUUAACUUUAAAAUCUUAUAUGAUUCCUUACAAAGUCUGGAGAGGAUUAUCACACCUGUAGCAAUUGCCCGUUUUAUGAUUCUCCAUUAUUCCUUUGCCAUGUAAAUAUUUUUAGGAUGAUUUUUGUAUACAUAUGAGCGCUUGCCUUUUAUUUAAAUUAUUUUAGUGAUCAGCUCCAUGAGACGCUUUGUUCAGGCUGGCGGAAUGGACACAGUAACAUUUCCCAUUAGGUGUUUGUGUGUGUGGAGUUUAAACAAUGAAAAUUUUUCAACAAGAAAAACAAAACUUGAUGUAAAAUCUUAUAUCAGUGUAGAAGGAAUUGACAUUUUUAAUAUUGUUCUUAUAUUCCAGAACAUGUACUGACAUAAAUGAACUGGUGUUUACUCUCAGUAUGCUUUUUAGUUUUAUGAAUUGCUAAGCCAUACAUAGGAAUGAAAUGCUAUAAGAUAGAUUUUAAAGAAAAUAUGAUAACUAUUAUGCUAAGUGAGUUUUCAAUGGUAAGUUGCAGUUAUGCCAGUCAAAAUUCCAGUGAUUAAAAGUCAGCCCCAAAUGUUCAUUUAUGUGUCUUUCAAGGAUACUGAAGCUUAUGAAACAAAAGAUGAACUUUCUUCCUGUGGAAAUUCAGUUUGAUGGAGAUAACUGAAGCAGGACCCCAAAGCAAAUGGAUUCUUCUACAAAUAAGUAAUAAGAACAAAAUGACCACUAACACCCAGCUUUGUGCCUUUCGACUGCGGCUGGCUUACCUGACCGCAUGGUGUGUUGGGCCACAGUUGCACUGUGCAGAGAUAGAGCAGCAGCUAGCACAGUGAUCAACAGCAGGCAACUAGCGCAGUGAUUGACAGCAGGCAGCUACAGCAGUGAUUGACAGCAGGCAGCUAGCAGUGACUGACAGCAGGCAGCUAGCACAGUGACCGACAGCAGGCAGGUAGAGCAGUGACUGACAGCAGGCAGCUAGCAGUGAUUGACAGCAGGCAGCUAGCAGUGACUGACAGCAGGCAGCUAGCACAGUGACUGACAGCAGGCAGCUAGCAGUGACUGACAGCAGGCAGCUAGCACAGUGAUUGACAGCAGGCAGCUAGCACGGUGAUUGACAGCAGACCAUCAGAGCUUGCUGAGCUCAACCAGGCCGCUCAUCAGGUCUUUAGAAUAAGCUCCUUGUAAUGAAAUCUGUGAUGUAAAGUGGGAAAAUACAGCUGGUACUUAAAGCUUUGCUGCUUAUUGAGUUUGCCGUGACUUCUGGUCUUGUAUGUUCAAUGGUGGUCUUGGCUUAAGUGUUUUGCUUCAUACAGUUAAAGAAUUACAAACAUGUUUUAGGUAUUUUUUCAUAUCUCCUGCCCCAAUCCCUUGCUUCAGAACAAAGAUGUUAGGCAGACUGGCUUUUGCUUAAGGGUUUCUCCCUAAAUAUUGAUUUCUGUCAUCUGUUGAACUCAAGCGGUUUCCUGUGUUCUGCUGUCAGAGUCUUCAGUAGAAAAACCUGAUUAUAAUAGUGGGUUGAGUUACACACAUUGUCCUCGGAGUCUGGAGAACCCACCCACCCUUCUAGAAAUAUGGCCUUUAGAACUAGGAGCGCUACAAAGAACAUAAAAUUCAUUUUAUGUUUUCGGAUAAUACAUCAUGCAUAAGCCAUUAAAAUGUUAUAUAUAUAUAUAUAUUCAUCUUUAGUAAAAACUUUCCCUAACAAUUUACAUAGGCUUGUUACUCUCUAGAGUAGGACCUUGAGAGGAAAAACUUCAAAGGCCCGCGUUCCACAGCUGCAUUGUCAGUUUGGCUGCCUCUUGUGCGGGUGUGCUGUGUGCUGUGGCUCUCGCAAAGGCAGAGAGCCCGGUGUAGGAAUUACCGCUCUUUGCUUAGAAUAAACUACAGCUGAGUUUUACACUAGCAUCCCACUCACAGGUCCAGGUCCAGGGCAUCUCCCAGCCUCGUUCUCAGAGCCUUCUGAUCUGUUGUGCAUCCUUCAGCAAACUUCCUGUCGGAACCCUUAGCCUGAAUUAGUGCUGUUUAGUCCGUGUGAAUGGUUCUCCCGAGGCUGCGUGCCCCUGAACACAGCUCUUUGACUCUCUCAUUAGAAUCUCCUUCCUCAGCUGUCAUUUCACUCUCCACUCUGCAGAUUUCUUAAUUCCAUUGAACCACUAUUAUUCUCUUAAUUUGUUUGCAUCUUCAUCACCUGCUGAUCAUGUUCAUGAUGAUCAUGACUCUUGGAGCUUCUCCUAGUAUCCUCUGGUCCUCCAGGAGACUGACAUGUUGCUUCUAUGGUGGUUUUAGAGUAUGCUCAUGGUAUCUCUGUUGUUGUUGUUGUUGUUGUUGUUGUUGUUGUUGCUUUAAAUGUUGAGUCAGGGUCUCACUAUGUAGCUCUGGCUGGCUCAAACUCUCAAUGGUGACCUAGCUGGCCUAGAUCUCACAGAGAUUGGCCUGCUCUCCACCCACUCCCACACCCACUCAGGCUGGGUUUAAUGGUAUGUGUUCCCACACCUGGUAAUAAUAUUUUCAUUCAUAGGAACACAUAAUUUCCUAUUUGCCAUUCAGAUCAUGGAUCUCAUGUUUAACAUAUCCAUUGAAAUAUCCACUUCAAAUUCUCUGUUUUUAGAGCUCUAAAUUCUUAAGUUUCUUAUUCACCUAAGUCCUUUGCUCUUCUUCGAGCCUCUUAAGUCUUUCCGGUCUCGGCUUAUCUAGUGCAGGUGUGUAAAGAACGACGCUUUGUGUGCACUGCUUCACCUCAGCAUCUCUCUGGCGUUUCCCUUCUGUCCCAGCCAGAUGUGCCGGGAUCCACUCACUGGCUUAGCUUCUCCUCUUGCCCUUUGCACAUUGCCUUUAACGCAGACCAUUCAACCUCAUGUUCUUGUGACACACUUGCACCACCAUUCCUGCGAUUCUUAGAACUGUUCGAAAUGGUUUUGUUUUAUUUAUUCUUAUGUUCGUAGUGUGUGUGUGUGUGUGUGUGUGCGUGCGCGCGCGCGCGCCAAGAAGCACAUGUAGAGAGGCCAGAGAGCACCUUGCAGGGAUUACUUCUCUUUUUACACCUUGUUCAAUCCUGUGGCUUGAACUCAAGUUGUCAGACUCACCCAGGAAGUAUUUUACCACUGCGCCAUCUCACCACCCCACACAGACUGUUGUGUAGCUUUUAACUUCAGACAGAUUUCAGCUCUUCACUAUAGAGAUACAGCUCUUUCUCCCUGGUUAACUUUGUGUAACUUUUUCAUUUUCCUCUCUUUUUCAAUGUGUUUUAUUAGCAGACAUUAAUUACAUAGGUCAGCAGGUUUCAUUACAGCUUCUUCAUCACGCAUAUGAAGAUGACAUCACCUUUGUUGUCUUCACCUUUGUGGCGCUUUCCAGGUUCCCUCCUACUUCACUCAUUCCUUUCCUCAUCCCAGCUCGUCCCUCUUCUCUUCUCAUUUUGUUGUUGUUGAUGAUGGUGAUGUUGUUGUUGAUGUUGUUGUUGAUGAUGAUUUGUCAAUGUUGUUGCUGCUGUUGUUGAUGAUGCUGUUGCUGCUGCUGCUGCUGCUGACCCAAAGACUUUGUAUUAUGGUUGUAUGUAGAGGCAUAGGUCAGGGUUAUUUACAGGAACAUAGGCACCGCCGCCUUCAACCCUGAAGAAAAUGUGUCUCUUCUUCCCAUCAACCACUAACUGCCGUAGAUCAUCAGGGAGGGAGGGGGAGGAGCUCAUGAGCCCCUCCCCCUCCAGGACAGGAUGCGGACUGGCCCAAUCUUAUGGAGACCUUGUGCAGAAUCUCGAAGUGUGAUGACUAUGGCAUGGCCAGGAAACAGUGUUCCACAAACACCUCACUCUUCUUACAUUAUUUCCUCCCUCCCCACUGUACCGCAAUGUUCUUAGAUCCUUGAAGUUAGAAGGCUCGCUUAGCCUGAACACUCGAUGGUCACGUCUUCUCAUCACUAUGACCAUUAUAAGCUCCACAGUUACUUCUGCCCACUGAAUAAAGGGAAGUUUCUUUGACAAAAGCUAGCUAUAGCAUUCACCUAUCGGCUCAAAACAUAACAGGCAGUUUGUUGUCUUUUUAUUUUCAAAUGGAAGAAGCUCUGUCUCCACCUCAGUGUGGCCUGCGUCCCCGUGGUUUACAUUUGAUAGUGCUGGCUGUGCGUUGCCCUCACUUCCCACGUUUCCUCUUUUCCCUCAAGUACUUCACUUGUCUGGUUUUAACUUCUAUUUGCCUUUCAUUUGUUGAAUUGAACAAUAUAGACGCUCAUUGAAUUUUUUGUGUCACCGUUGGGCAGGGGCCAUGCUAAUCUCUGUAUUGUUCUGUCAGUACACGUUGCAAACGUGAUCACGUCACAGAAUCUUAAAUGUUUUCUUGAGUCCGUAGAAUAAGUCACUUUAAAAUGUAGCAUUCUAAUUAACUUUGAAGGCUCAUAGCUUUCAGAAAAUCUGUAGAAAUUUUUCCUGUACUUUUCCAGUUUUAGUGGGAUAGAGAGGAUAGGUCAGGUUAUCAGAUUGAGAGGAAUUAAUGCAGCAUGAAGUCAUACGUAGCUUUGUACAGUAUUAUGUUUAAGGUUUGUUGCUGCUCCCCGUCACGUUUAUACCAUUCAUGGGUAAGAGUAAACAGCACUUGGGAGUGGCUGCAAGAGAUGUCGACUGAGUGCAGGAUCUUAAACUCCAUAGAAGGUGUGUCAGUAAACACCCAAGCCUCUCUGCUUCCUGUCUUCUGGAAAGGACCAGUUGGUGUCUUUGAACUUAAUUUUAUGAGUCUUUAGAUGGCUUGAGCUGAAAGAUUUUUGUACUUGCUGAUUACUCUUAUAAUAAAAAUCCCAAUAUCUUCUUGUCUUAAUUUUAGCUACAUGGAAUUUUGGUAUACUUACUAGUAUUUGACAUUUUAUCUCUAUCCAUAAACACAAUACAUAUGAGUACACA